Molecule: messenger RNA, 612 nt
Organism: Phanerochaete carnosa HHB-10118-sp
Lineage: Eukaryota; Fungi; Basidiomycota; Agaricomycetes; Polyporales; Phanerochaetaceae
Exons: 4
Coding region: 1-612 (203 amino acids)
Source: RefSeq, a predicted model, not a curated record
AUGUCUGACUAUCUUCCAGCGGGCCUCGUGCUACAAGGCAUAGGCCUCGAUCGGAACCUCAGUCUUUGCACUGCGGGCGUCUACGUCUGUGUUACGCUGUAUGGAAUCGCGAAAAUGUGUGUGUACUUCUUUCUAACCGAGCGUGCGUACGUUGUAUGGUGCCCGACAGCCGCCACCCCCCGCUGGCGCACGCCGGCGUACCUCGUCUGCCUCGCCGCGGUCAUCAUGUAUCUGGGUGUUGUAUGCCAUCUUUUCAUCGUGCGCAUCGCGCACUUGGAUCCUGGAGAACGUUGCACGAUUGGCUUCCGCCUCGAUGGCGUGAUCAUCCUUAUCGCCUACGACGUUAUCGUCAGUAUUCUCAUGACUUCCCUCUUCGUCUGGCCGCUCGUGCGCACACAGUUCCAAAGCGCACAGCUCCGGCACAUCGCACGCCGCUCUGUCACAGCCGCGGCCAUCGUCCUCGGAACGUCGUGCGUGAAUAUCACCGUUCUUGCUGCUCUUCAUGGGCAGGAACCUGGCUGGAUAUGUCUAGCAUCCUGGGAAGCGGAUGUAGGCUGCCAUCUCCCGCACACGCUCUUCACUACACUAACAGCACAUACCAGGUCCUUAUAG